This is a messenger RNA of Neltuma alba, 467 nucleotides long. RefSeq names its product 14 kDa proline-rich protein DC2.15-like. Bases 105 to 467 code for a protein of 120 amino acids. The transcript is spliced from 2 exons. The record is from RefSeq and is a predicted model, not a curated record. Lineage: Eukaryota; Viridiplantae; Streptophyta; Magnoliopsida; Fabales; Fabaceae.
GAGGAAGGAGGAGACGGCGAUGGUGAUUGCGCAUAGGUGGAGGUUACCAUGGUGAAGAAGAGGAGGUUGAUGACACAGAAAUCCAAGUGACAGAAACUAGAAGAAUGGCUUCCAAGUCUGCCCUUGUCCUCUGUGUCAUCAACCUCCUCUUCUUCACCAUGGUAACCUCCACCUAUGCGCAAUCACCAUCGCCGUCUCCUCCUUCCUCAGGAAAUCAGCCAAGUUGCCCUAUGGACGCCCUCAAGUUAGGUGUCUGCGCCAGCCUGUUGGGUAUCAUCAACGUCCGCCUCGGCAAGAGCGAUUGCUGUCCCCGCAUGGCGGGCCUCGUCGACCUCGAAGCCGCCGCCUGCCUCUGCACUGCCCUUAGAGCCAAUGUCUUAGGUAUCAACCUUAACAUUUCCCAUACCUUGAGUGCGAUUCUCAGCACCUGUGGCAGAAGUGUCCCCAGGGGCUUUCGGUGUGCUUAA